AUGGCCGACAGCGAUUCCGAAGGAAUUGACAAUCUUCUUGGAGAUAUCGACGAUCUUGACGAUGAACUGUUCGGAGGAAAAAAGAAGCAAGGAACAAAGAAACGACUUAGCAAUCUAGAUGACCUCUUCUCAAAAAAUAAAGAACAAGCGGCUCGUCCGAAAAGAAAUCUGAAUGAUUUAUUGUCAGCAGCCAAUAAAAAGCCAGCCGUUUCAUUCUUGGACCAAACAACACCAACACCCACAAAAAGAACUGUUCAGAAAGAUGAACAACGUAGAGUUGACGAAGUUGACACUGGGUUAAGCAACGCAAAAAAUCUUGCAAGUGAUCCACCGCUGAGGAGAGCAACAGCAUCCAGUCGCACACAAGCUCAAGAACUGCUAGCGGCAGGCGCACCAUCAAUGCCCACCUCUAACGCUGACGAUUUAUUUGGCCCUUUGCAACGGUCUGUAUAUCUACCAUAA
Molecule: messenger RNA, 462 nt
Organism: Anisakis simplex (herring worm)
Lineage: Eukaryota; Metazoa; Nematoda; Chromadorea; Rhabditida; Anisakidae
Source: the annotation of a GenBank genome assembly